Phragmites australis (common reed) is the source of this 1229-nucleotide messenger RNA. RefSeq names its product phenylacetaldehyde reductase-like. Gene Ontology annotation, molecular function: oxidoreductase activity, acting on the CH-OH group of donors, NAD or NADP as acceptor. NCBI's taxonomy places the organism in Eukaryota, Viridiplantae, Streptophyta, Magnoliopsida, Poales, Poaceae. The record is from RefSeq and is a predicted model, not a curated record. Bases 100 to 1116 code for a protein of 338 amino acids. The transcript is spliced from 7 exons.
UCAAUAAAAAUCAAGUGACCGGUAGCCAUUCGACAGUCACAAGCACGAGAGCUCAGGUUCAUCGGCUCAAGUAAGGACGUCGAGAAAGGGAGACCGGCGAUGGCAAGCGGGGAAGCGAAGGGGGAGACGGUGCUGGUCACUGGCGCGAGCGGCUUCAUCGGCUCGACCCUCGUCCGCCUCCUCCUCGACCGCGGCUACAGCGUCCACGCUGGCGUCCUCAACCCCGAUGACAAGGCGGAGACGGACCACCUCCACGUGCUCGCCGCCAGCGCCGGUGAGGGCCGCCUCCGCAUCUUCCGGUGCGACCUUCUCGACGGCGCCGCCCUUCACGCCGCUGCCCGGGGAUGCUCGGGCGUCUUCCACCUCGCGUCCCCCUGCACCGUCGACCGCGUCGUCGACCCCCAGAAGCAACUGAUGGUGCCGGCGGUGGAGGGGACGCUGAACGUGCUGCGCGCGGCCAAGGAGGCCAGGGGAGUGCGGCGGGUGGUGGUGACCUCGUCCAUCUCUGCCAUCGUGCCCAGCCCGGGGUGGCCGGCCGGCGAGGUCCGCGACGAGCGGUGCUGGACCGACAUCGACUACUGCGAGAAGAACGGGGUUUGGUACCCUGCUUCAAAGACACUGGCAGAGAAGGCGGCAUGGAAGUUUGCAGAGGAGAAUGGGCUCGAUGUGGUUGUGGUUAACCCGGGGACCGUUUUGGGGCCGAUGAUUCAACCAACCAUCAAUGCUAGCAUGGCCAUGUUUCUUCGACUCCUCGAAGGUUGCACAGAGGAGUACGCUGAUUUUUUCAUGGGGGCGGUCCAUGUGGAAGACGUCGCGUUGGCCCAUAUCCUGCUUUUCGAGAACCCAUCGGCGUCCGGGAGGCACAUCUGCGUGGAGUCCAUCGCCCACUGGAGCGAUUUCGCGGCCGGAGUCGCCGAGCUCUAUCCCAACUACAAAGUGCCCAAGUUCCCCAAGGACACCCAACCUGGGCUGCUCAGAGCGGAGGCUGCGUCAAAGAAGCUCAUCGCGCUGGGGCUGCAGUUCAGUACUGUAGAGAAGAUCAUCAGGGAUGCUGUGGAGAGCCUCAAGAGCAGAGGGUACAUCUCCCGAUGGUUGGGUGAUCCUGUACCCUGCUAGUAUGGUUUGUAACUAGUAAUAAGCAUGCGGCUAAAUAAUAAUAUACCGCUGGAAAGGCACAAUCUGAAACUAAGUUCCAAUGGAAUUCAGAAACAGGGAAAUCUCGAAGGUGA